Molecule: messenger RNA, 1217 nt
Organism: [Torrubiella] hemipterigena
Lineage: Eukaryota; Fungi; Ascomycota; Sordariomycetes; Hypocreales; Clavicipitaceae
Source: the annotation of a GenBank genome assembly
AUCUCGUUAUAUCAAAUAAACAUUGGCAUAUCUUAGACAUCACUGACAGACGACAAUGUCCCUGCGAAAAGUUACGCCAACAAUGAGGCCAGCCACCGCCGUGCGAUCGGUCGACACCCCGCUGCUUGCCAGAACUGGCGACGAUGAAGCUCUACGCACGACGUGGUUCAAGACGCCAAAGCUGCUCUUUUUCCAUGAGAUUCCAUCGUGGCAGCAAGACAAUGAGCAUAUUUUGUCAGGAUACAGACCGACGUCGGGUUCUGCCUGGGCGUCAUUUACGUCUCUGUCUUAUCUAAACAAUCAGACCGUUAGCACCUAUUCCCACCUCAUCGGAUCUCUCUUAUUUCUAGCGCUCCCGUUUUAUUUUUACAACGACAUUUUCUUGCCACAGGCAAACGGGCAGCGCGUAGAUGUGCUGGUGGUUUCGAUAUAUUGCGUAGGAGUCGCUGUUUGCUUCGCUUUUUCUACGAUCUUUCACACAUUGUGGAAUCACAGUCACGAUGUGUCUCGCUACUGCAACAAGCUCGAUUAUCUAGGUAUUCUCAUUCUCAUGUGGGGAGCCGGUAUUCCCACCAUCUACUACGGUUUUAUUUGCAAUAAUAACCUAAGACUGCUAUACUGGACAAUGGUGUAUAAUUCUUGUUUUCCACCCAUCAUCCAGCAACUAACGGGUUGUAGACUACCAGCACAGCCCUCUGCUGCACCAUUAUCACGCUCACACCCCGCUUCGUCACCCCCGAAUUCCGGAAAUGGCGAGCAGGGUUUUACGCCGGCUUUGGCCUGAGCUCCAUCAUUUUCGUCAUCCAUGGCAUACUCCUUCAUGGAUGGGAGGUACAAAAAUCACGAAUGUCGCUGGUGUGGAUGGGGUGGAUGGCGACGGCCAACCUCGUCGGCGCGACCAUCUACGCUGCCCGGAUUCCGGAGCGCUGGGUUCCGUAUACAUUUGACAUGUUUGGGGCCAGUCAUCAGAUACUGCAUGUUGCUGUCAUGGUCGCAGCUUGGAUUCAUUUCCAGGGCCUUGUGGAGGCAUUUCAUAUUAUCCGCUCGCAAGCUAGUAUCUGCGGCAUAGAAUCAUGAUGUAGUGGGCAUCUCAACACCUGUUGUGAAUGCUCGCAAAAAUACGCAACGCUAAGAAUCUACUCGUAGAAAAUUAGACCAAAGUUUUGUUUCCUUGUCUUUCUCUCUCUAUAUAUAUAUUUCCUUUCAACAAUUCCAUC